AUGUUGUGUGGUCGACUUCGGAAAAGCGGCUGGCUGGUCGCCAUGAGUGCGGGAGUGAGCGCGACAUUUCAUGAGUGCGCGAGAGUUUGUACGCGACUGCCUGUCCCAAUGUGCGCGUCAUGUUUCGUAGUGCGACGUUCCAAACGCCUUUAACUUUUUUGAAUAGCAAUAGCCAACGACGUCUUCUGCAGAUUCUCCCCCCGAUUCUUCCAUUAUUUCUGAUGCCGAACUGUUGAGGUCAGUUAUCAACAGCGACGCUGUAGUAUAGCCGUAUCGUCUUGCUGACGAGCGACGUGAAUGAUAAAGAUGGGCAUCAACGAAUGAGGGCAUUGUUAUGCACUUGCCCACUUGCCACGCGACGGUGGCGUCGGAAUAUCAUCUGAUUUAAUGCAGUUAGCGUCUUUUCCUCGCUCUCGUCGCCGCUUCCGACGCCAAGAAUUCACUUUUUCGCUUCAGGGAUGACCGACACUCCGUCGGCCGCGAUGCGGCGCAUCGCCGUUUUCGCUGUCGCCCUUCUGUUGGUCGACCGGUCCCGCUGGCCGUUCGUUUUUGUCGCCUAUGCGGUCUAUCGGCUGGCUCAGACCGACUUUGCUCAAAGAGCGGCGAAGACUCUCAAACGGGACAUCAGGCACGUUUUCUUUUGGCUUCGGAGAUCAGAUUUCUAGUUUCAAACUCAACGUUUUAAAGUUUAAAGACAUAAAAAAAUUAUUCAAACAAUGAAAAUCCUUAUCAGAGUUUUGUAACUCUGAAUAUUAGACAAAACUUUAGAAAAAUCUUUAGCUCGGCUCAUAACUACGUAAGAUAUUGAACCACCUUUAAUGAUAAGUUUAUUAUUUUUCAGCAUUAAAAACUAUUCUUUCAUUUUUUUUUCUAAAGGUGCACCAUUCUAAAACAGAACUUUCUCAAAACUUUUGAAAUUUCAGAAUUGUUGUUUUUUUGUUCUGAAAAAGGUUCAGCAUGCUUUUCCCAACAUUUCGUCUAUUUUCUAGUGCAAUAAAAAAACAUGGAAGACUGGUAUUAAUUUUUGUAAAACAAACACAUUUUUGUCUCACUCAAGAGAAAAAAAAAAGAAAAAAGUGGCGCCAAAGUUUCGGCAUUCUUUCAUGUUUUCUUGAAUGCAUUGAAGGCAAAUCUGGUUCUGAACAGCUCGUUUUAGUGGAUUGCGGCUGUUGAUAAAAGUGAAAAGGGAAAUCAAGCGACGACUGGCCGAGAAUCGCCCCAUACACGAAAUUUUCCUUGAACAGGUUUUCUUUUUUUACGUUCUCUUUUGGCCCCAUGUCAAGUUGAUUGAAUAUUUGUUUUUAACAGAAACAAAACCGAUUCGAAAACGGGAAAUUUUCCGCGGUCUAAACGUUUUUUUUUUUCAAUAGUCUCGGAGAAAGUGCGCUCCAUUGCAAACAAUUAUUUUGUUUUUUUUUUCUUUUGUCAAUUUUACAAAGUUAAUUUUUUUAAGGUCAAGAAGCAUCCUAAUAAGGUGGCAUGUAUCGAAAUCGAAAACUUCACGGGAGAUUACAUACGCGGAAUUGAACAAGUUGAUGAACAAAUAUGCCAAUCUGUUCAAGGUGAGAGUUAAAAAUUAUUCUUUCGAAAACAAUUUUUUAGGCCGACGGUUACAAACCAGGAGAUGUAGUUGCUCUGUUCAUGGAAAACAGCAUCGACUUCUUUGCUUUGUGGCUCGGACUGUCUAAAGUGAGGAAAUAUCUCUAUUUCAAACAUAUGAAAAAUAUGCAUGAGAAUUAUCGAUAGCACGAAACUUUUUGCUAAUUCAGUUUGAGAGUCAACUCGGAGUGUUUCUGUUAAACGCUAAAAAGUAAGAAUGGUCCAGAAAAAGAAAGCCACAUGGCGAUCUAAAAUUUUCUUGGUAUGUUAUUGAUGUGCUUUUUUUUAAUGAAAACGCAUUUUUCGAUCCUUUCAAGAUUACUUUUUGUAUGAAAGUUUGAACGGAAAAGUCGACUACCAAAGCAAACUAAGCAAAAAAAUUAAAUUAAAAAAAUAUGAGGUGUGUAUACCUAAGUGCACAAAAAAAUUACAUUCCAAAUUCGUAAAUCUUAAAAAAACCUUAAAAAAACAAGAAAAGAGACUGUUUAAAAAAACAGUGAGGUUUGAAAAACCACUAGAAUCUUUGUGGUCUCCAAGUUCUUGAUGAGAUUUUUUUGGUUCAUCUAGUCUAAAAACUUCAGGGUAUAAUGGUUCAUUAGAACAAAAAAAUAUUUCUUUUUUUCUCAUAGGAAGAACUACGUUUAAUAUUUUUUUCAAAAAUUAAUUUACGUUGCCUACAGUUUGUUGAAAAAUUUCUCUCUUUUUGAGAACUUUAUUUCUUGGUUCUUCAGUUAGUUCUUUUCCCGUCAUAGAUAAUUUUAAGACGAUCGUUUCGAGAAAGCGUGUAUUUUGUUCCCAAAUCAGCGGCAAAGACUAUGGAUCACUUGCGUAAUCUUUAUUACACGUGUGAUAAAUGGUCCGAAUUCCAGGUCGGAGUGAUCUCGGCGUUCAUCAACUCGAAUCUUAAAAUGGAGCCACUCGCGCAUUCGAUCAGAGUGUCAAACUGUCGCUGCGUUAUCACGACAACGACGUUGCUCUCGAGUGAGGGACCAAAGUAUAAGCGACCUCUUAUCAACUGACUUAUUUUCAGCUCUCCGCUCCGCUAUUGAUAAGGAGCUUCUGUCGUCUGAGACAAACAUCGUGUUAUCGAGCGGCCAAUCCGAGGGACUUCGAACUCUCGAGACUGAACUCCCGAAUGUUUCCACCGCCGAGCCCCAUUGCCCGGAAGCGAAUUUCCAGAGUUUGAACAUUCUGGAAGCUUGAUACAGACUGACGAGCUUUUAGGCGUUUUGUGCUAUAUUUACACUUCGGGAACGACAGGAAACCCCAAACCAGCUGUCAUCAAGCAUUUUAGGUUGGAAACAAGAUUUAAUAGAUGUGGAACUCAACUGAUUCAAUGAAACCGUAAAGUAGGCAAUUCGAACAAUAUUCUAUCACAAAAUUUUCCUAAAACCUCGAUAAUUUGGAAAAGUUGAUAAUUGUGAACUGAAAAAAAUAUAUAAUUUUUUUCAAACCUCAGAUCUUGAUAAGAAUACAUUUUUUGGAACCUAUCAAAUCAGGCGCAAAUUGGAAAUAAGAAAAAGUUGAAUCGAAAAAGUUUGUGAAAUUGUUUAAGCCAUAUAAAUAGAAAAAAAUUGCAAAAAGUAACAAAGUUUUUCCAAUUUAGACCUGCUGCAUUGAAAAAAACUUCGAUUUGAAUCUAAAAAAACCGUAUUUGAGUUUCUUUUUUUCUCCCAAAAAAAUUAUUUCUAUUCAUAGGAUCACAUCAAUCACAAUGAAAAAAAUCCGAGUAGCCUUGACUCAUAGAAUAAAACAUUCCACAUCAAAAGAGAUCAUGAAAUAAGUUUACAGAUACUAUUGGAUUUCCAUGGGCUCCGUGAAUUCUUUCGGCCUUAAGUCUGAUGACGUCAUCUAUAUCACCAUGCCGAUGUAUCAUUCAGCUGCUGGUAUUAUGGGUAAAUCAUCAGUUCAAUGAAAAUAUGAUCUGAAAUCCAUGUUUUCCAGGAAUCGGAUCCAUCAUUUCACUGGGAACGACCGUCGUCAUCCGCAAAAAGUUCUCGGCGUCCAAUUUUUGGAAAGACUGCGUUAAGUACAACUGCACCGCCAGUCAAUACAUCGGAGAAAUUUGCAGGUAAUGAAGCAAUUUUUUGAUAAUAUUCAGUUCUUUUUUCUUGCAGGUACCUGUUAGCCCAACCUCCAUGCCCUGAAGAAAAGAACAACAAAAUCCGCAUAAUGUGGGGCAACGGCUUGAGACCGGAAAUCUGGAAAGACUUUGUGGAGAGGUUCUAAAAAAAUCUGUCUUGUUGAGUACGGAUCACUUCAGAUUCGGAAUCGCGAGAAUCGGAGAACUUUAUGGAUCUACCGAAGGAAACUCCAACAUUGGUGAGUUGUUUUUUCAACUUGAGAACUUCACUAGUUCUAAAAAAUUCUCUGUUUAUCUUGAAAUAUGCGCAAAAAUUUUCGACGUUUUGAGAGAAAACUGUAAAAUGCUCUCUGAAGUUAUUUUUUUUUCCUUGAAAAAUCACGUUUCAAAGUCUUUCCCUCUGUCAUGAAAACUCGAAAAAGUUUGAUACUUCCAAAUAUCCAUUUGAAAUGAGUCUGAUUCAGUUAAUAUCGAUAACCACGUUGGCUCCUGUGGUUUCAUGCCAAUUUACACUUGGCUCGGGUUCCUGUAUCCAGUUCGUUUGAUCAAAGUUGAUAAGGAAACUGGAGAGCUUGUUCGAACAGAGGCAUACAUUUUCUUUGUAGCUUGAGUCUAUUUGUGACUUUCAGAAAGGUCUUUGUGUCCCGUGCAAGCCGGGAGAAAUUGGAGAGAUGGUCGGCGUUAUCAAGAGUCAGGUAACUGACUUGGCAGUUUGACGCCAACUGAUAAUUUUUCCUUGUCAGGACGCUUUGUUGAAGUUUGAAGGAUAUGUAAAUGAGGGCGACACGCAGAAAAAAAUCUACAAGGAUGUGUUCAAGAAGGGAGAUCGGGUACUCAGAUAAAAAUAUCAUCUUUUUUAAUAGAUAAGUUUCAGUGCUUUGCCAGUGGAGAUGUUCUUUAUUGGGACGAGUUGGGCUAUCUUUAUUUCAAAGAUCGUUGCGGUGACACUUUCCGGUUAGACUUCUUGAGCCCAAAACUUUUUUCUUAGCUUUCUCCUCGUUUCAACUUUCAAAACUUCUUUAAUGUAAAUAUCUUUUUUUCAGAUGGAAGGGUGAAAAUGUGUCGACAACAGAAGUUGAAGGCAUUUUGCAGCCUGUCAUGGAUGUUGAAGAUGCUACUGUAUACGGAGUUCAGGUCAACUUUUCAAUCCAUUUUUCUUUAGUAUCUAGAAACUGAGUCGUUUCGAAAUUGCUUCUUCUCAAACAGCAAUAUAUAACAAAUAUCAUGUUCUUUUUUUAUUGGAAAAAAAUAUAAAAAAAUGUAAUCGAGGCCCUAUAACGUGACUCAAAAACAAACAGCUUGAAAUAAUUUUUAGAUGGCAAUCAGGGUAGAUCAAAUCUCAUUUUGGAGUAUCUGGAAAAUAAAAUUUUGCAAGUGGCAGCCGAGAGAGACAAACAAAAGCGUGUAUUACACUUCUAUAAGACCCGAUGAAAUAAUAUAUUUUGUUCGAUCGGUUUGAGAGUUUUUUUUUCAGGUUGGUAAAAAUGAAGGACGAGCGGGAAUGGCUUCGAUCGUUUUGCGUGACGGUUGCGAUUUGGAGAAAUUCCUGAAAGAAACGGCAUUGCGGCUGACUUCGAACCUUGCCAUGUACGCCGUUCCUCUCUUCAUCCGAAUUUGCAAAGAAGUCGACAAAACUGGUAAGUCCCGAUUAAGACUAUCAUUUUAUGGGAAUUUCCUAGGUACUUUCAAACUGAAGAAGACAGACCUGCAAAAAGACGGAUUCAAUCUCGCCAAGUGCAAAUCGGACAAGUUAUUCUACUGGUCUUCCUCUGAAAAGCAGUACUUGCCGUUGGAUGAAAAUAUGCAGGAAGAUAUUGAUAGCGGGAAAUACAAUCGAUUUUAA
Caenorhabditis auriculariae is the source of this 5525-nucleotide messenger RNA. The record is from the annotation of a GenBank genome assembly. Lineage: Eukaryota; Metazoa; Nematoda; Chromadorea; Rhabditida; Rhabditidae.